Molecule: messenger RNA, 3123 nt
Organism: Diplodia corticola
Lineage: Eukaryota; Fungi; Ascomycota; Dothideomycetes; Botryosphaeriales; Botryosphaeriaceae
Product: intracellular protein transport protein
Exons: 5
Coding region: 1-3123 (1040 amino acids)
Biological process (GO): vesicle fusion with Golgi apparatus; endoplasmic reticulum to Golgi vesicle-mediated transport; intracellular protein transport
Cellular component (GO): ER to Golgi transport vesicle membrane; endoplasmic reticulum; Golgi stack
Source: RefSeq, a predicted model, not a curated record
AUGUUGCGCAUGCUCGAGGCGCAGGCGCCUGCCAAACAGACGGCCACCGACACCAUCAAUACCCUCUGCAGCCGUCUCGCCAGCGCCACUCUCCUUGAGGAUCGCCGCGCUGCCAUCCUUGGCCUGCGCAGCUUUGCGAAGGAGUAUCCCGCUUCCGUUGCCUCGGGCUCCCUGCGCGGCCUGAUCGCUGCUCUCACAAAAGAUGCGGAGGAUCUGGAUACCAUAAAGGUCGUGCUGGAGACAUUGUUGAUGCUCUUCAACCCGGACGAGAAUAGCCCCGAAGCCUCUGAAGACAUCUCGUUGUGGCUGGCCGACGAAUUCACUCAACGGCAAGAUAACAUCACCCUACUUCUUGACCUCCUCGAGGCCACCGACUUUUACUCGCGCCGCUACGCCCUGAAGCUUCUCAAAGCUAUCUCGGAGCUGCGCCCUGAAAGAACUCAAGAGUGCAUCUUAUCCGCUCCCCUUGGUAUACCUAGGCUCGUUGCCGCAUUGGAUGACCCCCGUGAUGCCGUGCGCGAUGUUGCGCUGGAUCUCCUCAUCGACCUUACUCAGUCCUCGACCGAGCUGCAGAAGAUUGUCGCAUUCCAGAAUGCCUUCGAGAAGAUCUUCAAUCUUGUUGAAGGUGAUGGAUCCAUAAGACAAGGAAGCAUUGUGACCCAGGACUGCCUCACACUAACGGCGAACCUCAUUCAAUACAACCCAUCCAAUCAACUGGCCUUCAGGGAAUCUGGUUGCGUGCCGAAACUGGCUGCACUUCUGACCAAUGGCGUCGAGGUCCCCCGGCCCACGAACCCCGAGGAGGAGGUAUGGGAAAGUCCGCACAAAGAAAAGAACCUGUUCGGCCUGCUGGCAGUUCUCCGCAUGUUCCUGGUGAAGGGCAGCAUGGGCACGGCCGCCAAUCAGGACGCGUUCCACAAACACGGCAUUUUACAGCAGGCCCUUGAACUUUCCUUUGACCACACAGUGUCCGUUCCUGUCAGGUCACAAGCUCUGUACGUUUGCGCAGAUGCCAUCAGGGGAAACGCGAGGCUACAAGAGAUCUUUGCUCAGACUCAAGUCGCAAUCUCAGAUUACGAGCACAGCAAUCAACCCAACGGGGAGAGGAUACAAAACGGUAUCUCGCAAGUGCACGUCAUCGAGGCUCUGUUGCAUCUCAUCCUUGGCGCUUCGUCUGUGCAGAUGUUUGAUGCUCGUUUUGCUGCGUGCGAAUGUCUUAAGGCAUACUUCUAUAACCAUGACCAGACGGGCAGGCAUUUCCUUAACCAUGCUGUAAACGUACACCUUGCCGGGGAGGAGGACACUGCCAAUGUCGUCACUACAUUGGUCCGCGGUCCGCAGAGCUUCCAGACUGUAGAUUCCUAUCGCCUCUGGUUUGCAGCCGUUGUAACAUUCCACCUUCUUUUCGAGAACCCGGAUGCCAAAAGCCUUCUGAUGGGCGUCGUCGAGGGCGAUGCAGAGAGUGGAGAAGAAGUCGUCACAUGCAUUCAGGAAAUGAGCAGCAACCUCAUCAGCGGUCUUCAAAAUGGCGAGGACGAAAGAGUGAUUAUCGGCUAUCUAAUGGUCCUCUGUGGAUGGCUCUUCGAAGACUCCGAUGCAGUCAACGAUUUCCUCGGAGAGGGAGCUAGCAUCCAGACCCUUGUCACGACUGCGGCAAGAACGACCACGGACAAGCCGGUGAUUAGAGGUCUCUGUGCUGUUCUGCUUGGCAUAAUCUACGAAUUCUCUACCAAAGACUCACCCAUUCCUCGACGCGAGCUGCAGCCUGUUCUGCUCAACAGCUUGGGACGGGAAAAGUAUCUGGAUGCUAUAACGCAACUCCGAACACAUCCCUUUGUACGCGAAUUUGAAGUCAUGCCUCAGGGUGGCGCCGCUGCGUUUGGUGGAAACUUACCCGAUGUCUUCUUCGACAGCACGUUCGUAGACUUUCUCAAGGAUAACUUCAGCAGACUCUCGCGUGCCAUCGACAGAGAUCCGGGGAUCGAGAUUCAGCAAAACCCACAAGGCGUGGAUCGAGACUUGGUCGAUACUAUCCGCGGGCAACUUGACGAGAAAAGCAAAGCAUUGGAGAGUGCAGAAUCGAAAAUGCUGUUCGUGGAAAGACAACUCAACGAGGAGCAAGCGAAUCACAAGAAAGACCUGGACACAGCCACCACCGAGAUCAACCGCAUAAAGCAUGUCAACGAGGCGUUGCAGCGCAAUCACGAAGCCGACGUGGCACAACGGGAGGCUGCACACUCAGCUGCACUGCAAAGAUUGGAGGAACACCAGCGCCAGCAGAUGGGAAGCCUCAAUGCUCAGCUGCAACAGAAGCAAAGGGAAGCGGCCGGACAGGCAGCCAGCGCCAAACAACAGCAUGACCGGGAAGUCGCACAGCUAAGGCGCGAGAGAGCAGAGCUCGAGGAAAGGAGCAAGAAGACUGAGUCUAGCCUGCAAGCAAGAUGCGCUCAAGCCGAAGCCGCGCUUGAGGAAGCAAAGAAGAAAUGGGCUGAGUUGCAGACGAACUUCGACAAGACGCAGGCCGAGCUCACAGCCGCGCAAAAAGCGAGCUCAAGCUUCGAGGAAAGGAGCAAGAAGGCUGAGUCUAGCCUGGAAUCUACUACCAAGCAGCUGAAGGAAGUCGAAUUGAAUCUCAGCCGUACUGGUGCCGACCUGUCGGCUGCGCAAGGCACUGUUGCAAGCCUGGAAGAGACAGUACGCCGGAAGACGGUGCAGGUCGAAGAGCUCACGCGCAAGGUGGAGCAGCUCGAGAAGGCUGUCGAAACAAGCAAGACAGAGCUCAGGGAUGUGAAGGCCCAGUCGCAGAAGCAUGAGAAUGCAGCAAGGUCGACCGACUUCGCAUUGAGAGAAGCUCAGGACCAACUUAAGGAGGCCCAGGAGAAAGUCAAGGAGGCCCAGGAGAAGGUCAAGAACGUGCAAGACGAGCUCGCGGAGAAGGAGGAGGCCCGAGCGUCUGCACAAGGCGAGCUCGACGAUAUGCUCAUGGUUCUAUCAGACCUAGAGGAGAAACGGGCGAAGGACAAGAAACGCCUCAAGGAACUGGGUGAGGAAGUGUCGGACGGAGAGGACGAAGAUGACGAGGACGAGGACGAGGAUGAGGACGAGGAGGGUGAGGAAGAAUAG